AUGUCCGAGUUCAUCGGUUCUCGCAUAUCGCUCAUCUCCAAGAGCGAUAUCCGCUACGUCGGCACCCUCGUCGAGAUCAACUCCGAAGCCUCCACGGUCUCGUUAGACAAUGUGUGCUCGUUCGGCACAGAGGGUCGCAAGGGCGGCAAGGACGAGUACCCGCCAUCAGAUGUCAUCUACGAACAGAUUGUCUUCAGGGGCAGCGAUGUGAAGGAUCUCCGCAUUGAAGAGCAGAUCAAGGAAAAGUCUCCUCCUGCCAUGCCUCAGGACCCGGCCAUCAUCGGAGUGCAGCAGGGACAGUCACGUCAGGACGUGCCACAGGACCAACAGCGCCAGCAACAAGGGCCUCCGAACUUCCCACAGCAAGGGCAGUUCCCACCUGGCGGGUACCCUCCUUUCGGCCCUGGUGGCCCAGGCCCGUAUGGGAGAGGCUUUCCCCCCCAGCCUGGCUUUCCCGGCGGCCCUGGACCGUUCCCUGGAGGCCCUGGCGGAUUCGGAAUGCCUCCCUACGGGCCACCACCUCCAGGCUGGUUCCCUCCAGGGCAGAGCUUCAACGGCCCUCCUGGUCCAUUCCCUCCCAACAUGCCCGUAGGUCCUCCUGGCUUCCAGAAUCAGAACCAGCCACCGGCAGGCCCUCGCGGUGCUGCCCCAGUUGAUACACCUGCAAAGGAUGAGCAGUCGCCGGCGCAGCCCAAGCUUGCAGAGGCUGAUGGCUCUGCCAAGCUUGCAGAGCCAAAGGCAGACGCAAAGCAGGCUGGAAAAGCCCCUGCGCCCACCGCUGCUGCCAAGCAGCCUCCACCACCACCCGUCGAGACAAAGCCUGACGUCUCGGCCGCUCUCGCGCCGCCGCACACCCAGCCUGCACAGCAAGGUGGUGCGCAGAAAACGCAAGGCAGACCAAAGGGGGGUCGCAUUAUCCCAGCUGUACCCAUCGCCAGCCCGAACGUAAACAAGUCAGCUCCUCGCGCGCAGCAGCAGGCCCCCGCUCCUGCCGCACAGCCCCAGCAGGCUACCGGUUCAGCCGGUCAGCAGAACAACGCGACCCAGUUGGCCACUGCUGCCGUCGCUGAGGCCAUGGCCAAGCUCAACAUGCAGAACCGUGGUCAGGCACAGGCACCGGCACCUGCAUCUGAUCCUCUAAACAACCUUGCACAGAAGGUAGAAGGUAUGCGUGAGCGUGAACAGCAUGCCCGACAACCCCGAAACCCCGGGGCUGGUGCCGGCUUUGGUGGCCGAGGUGGUAGAGGCGGUCGAGGCGGUCGAGGCGGUGCCCACCACCAACAGCAGUCCCAGCCACAGCAGAAGAUGGAAGUGCCCACUACCGACUAUGACUUCGACGCUGCAAACGCCAAGUUCAACAAGCAGGACAUGGUCAAGGAAGCUAUCGCUUCAGGAUCUCCGCUUGGCGAAGGUGUCCCACCUACCAUUGAAGCGAUCUCGAACGGACAAAAUGGCGCCAGCGAAGUCGCAGACGACGUGGUCAUUCCCGGUGCUUCAUACAACAAGAGCUCUAGCUUCUUUGACAAUAUCUCUUCAGAACUCAAGGACCGAGAAGAGGCUGCCAGCCGCCGUGGCCAGGAGUUCCGCUCCGCUGAGCGAAACAAGAACAUGGAGACUUUUGGUCAAGGCAGUGUCGAUGGCUACCGUGGCGGCUACCGAGGCCGUGGCAGGGGCCGUGGUCGUGGUCGUGGAGGUUUCGGCUUCCGGGGCGGACGCGGUGCACCCCGCGGUGGUGCUCUGUUCGACCAGCCCGCCGCACAGUGA
This is a messenger RNA of Ascochyta rabiei, 1764 nucleotides long. RefSeq lists its product as uncharacterized. The transcript is spliced from 4 exons. The record is from RefSeq and is a predicted model, not a curated record. Bases 1 to 1764 code for a protein of 587 amino acids. Gene Ontology annotation, cellular component: P-body. Gene Ontology annotation, molecular function: mRNA binding. Lineage: Eukaryota; Fungi; Ascomycota; Dothideomycetes; Pleosporales; Didymellaceae. Gene Ontology annotation, biological process: P-body assembly; cytoplasmic stress granule assembly.